Camelina sativa (false flax) is the source of this 2246-nucleotide messenger RNA. RefSeq names its product PR5-like receptor kinase. Gene Ontology annotation, biological process: protein phosphorylation. Gene Ontology annotation, molecular function: protein kinase activity; ATP binding. Lineage: Eukaryota; Viridiplantae; Streptophyta; Magnoliopsida; Brassicales; Brassicaceae. The record is from RefSeq and is a predicted model, not a curated record.
GUUUUUUCUAUUUUUUAUACCCAAAAUCAGUGUAAAAGAUGCUGCGUUACAGAUGGCCUAACAUGUGUAUUCUAAAAUUUAUUUUCCCCCUUUUUUCGUUUGUUUGUUUGUUGUUGGUACUAGGAGUGAUGUCGAAGAACAUAACCGUAGAGAACAAAUGCGAUUACACCGUGUGGCCGAGAAUUCUCACUCGAGAAGGUCCACUCUCCGAUUGGACCACUGGAUUCUAUCUCAAGACAGGAGAGGCACGUGUCCUGAACGCGACUGAAUUGUAUAAAUUUUCUAUAUGGGGAAGGACGCCCUGCUCAACAAAUGCAACAGGGAGAUUAUCAUGCGCUACGGGAGACUGUGACACAGGAAAAUUUGAUUGCUACGGCACUCAUUAUCCGGCGUCUCUAGCCGAUUUUAUCAUCGACGAAAGCAUCGACUCGUACCGCGUCAAUCUCGUUGGCGGUUUCAACCUUCCGUUGCUGGUGGUCCCACUCACACAGAAAAGUUCCCAAUACGGAAGUAGAUGCAUCGUUGUGGAUUGCGAUGUCGUUGACCUGAACCAGGCUUGUCCGUAUGAGCUUAUGGUCGUCGAUGAAGAAGAACGGACAAUAGCUUGCACUAACCCAUCGUCGACGUCUUCUUACUCGCAAAACUUCAAGAAGGCUUGUCCAACAGCUACUACUUCCGACGCUACGGACAGCACCUACUGGGACUGGGUCUGCCCAAGCUCCACCGACUACAUCAUCACGUUUUGCCCUUCUUUUUCUCCUAUCCCAACCAGGCGCAAAAGGCCAACGACCGAGCCUUCAGUAACAACUAAAACAGAAAAUGAAACUACAACAGGUUCUAAACAUAAGUCUCCAUUGAAGUUAAAAGUCAUACUCGGAGUCUCAACAGCUUUACUUGUGAUGAUCAUCAUAGUUGCGACAACGGUAGCAGUGAGAGCAAAGAAUGCGAGAAGCAAGAGUGAUUGGAACGGGGACAACAUUGAAUCAGUUGUUAUGUUGAAACGAUAUAGUUAUGCUAAAGUCAAGAAGAUGACAAACUCAUUCGCGCACGUUCUCGGGAAAGGAGGAUUUGGAACUGUAUACAGAGGAAAGUUACCUGAUGGCGACGGUCGAGAUGUUGCAGUAAAGGUCUUGAAAGAGCUAAAUGGUAAUGGAGAAGAGUUUGUGAAUGAAGUAGCUAGCAUGAGUAGAACAUCUCAUGUUAAUAUCGUUUCUUUGCUUGGAUUCUGCUAUGAAGGGAGCAAGAAAGCUAUAAUAUAUGACUUUAUGCCCAAUGGAUCCCUCGACAAAUUUAUUUCUGAGAGUAUGUCAACCAAAAUGGAAUGGAGAACUAUAUACAACAUUGCGGAAGGUGUUGCUCACGGGCUAGAGUACUUGCACAACCGUUGUGUAUCGAGGAUUGUGCAUUUUGAUAUAAAGCCACAAAACAUACUCGUGGACGAAGAUCUUUGUCCGAAGAUUUCAGAUUUCGGUCUUGUCAAGCUUUGCAAAAAGAAAGACAGUAUCGUGUCACUGCUAGACGCAAGAGGGACCAUAGGAUACAUUGCUCCUGAAGUAUUUUCCAAGAACUUUGGAGGGGUUUCUCAUAAGUCGGAUGUGUAUAGUUAUGGAAUGGUGGUUCUUGAGAUUGUCGGAGCAAAAAACAGAGAAAGACCUGAAAAUUCUAGAUCCAACAACAGCUCUAUGUAUUUCCCAGAUUGGAUUUAUAAGGAUCUUGAGAGAGAAGAAACCAUGGGGAUUUUUGGAGAUCAGAUAACAGAAGAAGAAGAUAAGAUAGUGAAGAAAAUGGUAUUGGUGGGUUUGUGGUGUAUUCAAACAAAUCCAUCUGAUCGUCCACCAAUGAGCAAAGUCGUUGAAAUGUUAGAGGGAAGUCUAGAGGCUUUGCAUGUUCCACCGAAACCUCUCUUUGGUAUACCUGCUGUAACUUUUGAAGAAGAGAGUCAAGAGACUUCAAGCUUCUCUACAUCGAGCCAGCUAGAGAGAGGAACUCUUUCACGUUACCAAGGUACUGUGGAAGGUGGUAAAGAUCGUUCCCUAAACCAAACCCAUUAAGGUAUUACUUAUUGGGAUUUUCUUGGUAAACUUAUAUUUCAUUUUGUUUGGUCUUUUUACAGUCGUUGUAAAUUUUUAAUGCGGACAUGGUAGCCCAAAAUAAACAGAUUCCAUCGUUGGUCAAAACUUCAGAUUAUUUUUCUGAAGUUUCCCAUGUCUAUGGUACAAGUGCAAGUGAGAAAGAUAUACUUCCUG